CGUGAAUCCUGUGGUUUCUAUUCCACCAAACAAAUGUGUUCAUCAAUUUCCUUGUUGGUCUAUAUAUAGCAUGUGGUCUUAGAACCCUUUAGGAAAAUUAAGAGAACUUGAAACAGCUAGAAAUGGGAUCACUUUUUGCUUUCUUCAUUCUCUUCUCACUUGUCCUGUUUGGGAGCACCAUUGAUGCAAGACCAGACUCCGGAGAAUACUGGAAAGGCGUUAUGAAGGAUCAACCCAUGCCAGAAGCGCUUCACGGCCUACUCCCUCGGGGAUCAGUGUCCCCCCUCUCCACCACCGCAAAAACCGACUGUCACACAUCAACGGAAGCGACAAACAACGACCAAACUGCUAAAACUUACGUGAAAGACUUUGAACCGAGGCCUAGUACGACUGGCUACCACGAGGAUAGUACUAAACUAACUGGAGAGAAAUCCUUUCACGAUGAUAGUACUAAACUAACUGGAGAGAAAUCAUUUGCGAACGACUUCGAGCCGAGGCCUAAUGUCUCAGCUUACUCUAAUGAUGCUGGUCUGAAAGAGAAGAAGUCCUUUGUGAACGACUUCGAGCCGAGGCCUAAUGUCUCAGCUUACCCUGAUGAUGCUGGUCUGAAAGAGAAGAAGUCCUUUGUUAAGGAUUUUGAACCAAGGCCUAAUAUUUCUGUUUAUGAUGAUUAAGGACAAUCUAUGAUAAGUGUAUUAAGAUUAAUUGAUCUGGAUUGGUGAAGCUAUGUAAGAUGCAUAUGGUGUGUGUUUAUUGUGAGGUGUGUAGCGUGAAGAGAGUGAUUACUACGUUUAUGGAAUAAAUAAGGAGCUUGUGAUGGGUGAUUAUUUGAUCAAAUAAAUGUAAAAAGUUUUUGAUUUUUCCA
Messenger RNA from Rhododendron vialii, 865 nucleotides. RefSeq names its product organ-specific protein P4-like. The coding region runs from base 123 to 674 and encodes 183 amino acids. Lineage: Eukaryota; Viridiplantae; Streptophyta; Magnoliopsida; Ericales; Ericaceae. The record is from RefSeq and is a predicted model, not a curated record. The transcript is spliced from 2 exons.